AUGCCGAUGGCAGUGCGGACGAUGCGGUUGCGAUGCUUCUCUGACAUGCGUUUGUUUGAGCUUGAGGCUAUUUGUGAGAACUAUUUGGCUAGAUGUCGCCGAAGUGCGCUCAAGAAGCAGCAACGAGAAUCGGAAGAGGAGGAUGCUGAGGCGGCGAUUGCUGAGCAUGAGGAGGAUCGAUCGCCCGCCGCGCAGGCGAAGAAAAUUUGGGCGCGAGCGCCGUAUAUCGCGUGCCAUGGCCGACUUAGCCGGUGUAAGAGGCUCCCGCUGAUCUUAGACCGCGUAAGCACUCCAGUCGCGCCGACGACGCCGCUGCUGCACGUCUACUCGGAGCAGCUCACCGCCCCGCGCGCCUCGUGCGAGGAUGCGAUGCGCCGCCUCUUCGCCUUCCUGGGCGUGCCGCCUCUGCCAGCGGUGUGCGACCGUGCGGGCGCUCCCGCGCCAGAGAGGCGGAGUGGCGAGUGCCGCGGCGGGGACGGGCUCUGCAGCGUUGAGAAGCUGCGAGCCCCGCGCCGCGCAUGGCUAUACCAUCGACGAGUUGCUGACGAGCUGACACUCGGUUUGAGUGAGGCUGAGGCCUCCAUAGAGCCGCGUACGCGAUCGUCCGGCUGA
Emiliania huxleyi CCMP1516 is the source of this 612-nucleotide messenger RNA. RefSeq lists its product as hypothetical. The transcript has 3 exons. The record is from RefSeq and is a predicted model, not a curated record. Bases 1 to 612 code for a protein of 203 amino acids. NCBI's taxonomy places the organism in Eukaryota, Haptophyta, Isochrysidales, Noelaerhabdaceae.